GCAGGUUUUCAGUGGGUUUUGGUGAAUUCCACCGGGGGUUUCGGGGUCGUUAUUCUCCACUAAGUACGAAUGCUGCAAGUUCAAAACGAAGGGCGAUGGCGCACGGCUGGAUUGCCGCGCCUCGCGGAGGAGCUUAUUUGGCGAUCGUGUACGUGUCGGAAGGCAGGUGCCCGUCCAAGGUUCGCGAGUUGGCCACAUUGGCGUCCACAGCAGCAGCUCGCGUGAGGUCACCCACCGCACCUCCAGCCCUCGUGGCGCACUCAUUCGCAGACCCGACGUACAACAGGACAAGCUUCUUCUUCGUUGGGUCGCAGGUCGCGGCAUCCGCCAGCGCAUUCGUCACAUCGGUCCUCGCGACGCUAGACUUUUCUCGUCAUCGCGGCACGCAUCCGACACUGGGAACCGUCGACCAUGUGUGUUUUUCGCCACUGGGAACUGCGACAUUGGAUGAAUCGGCGGCAGAGGCCUCGUCGUUUGCAUCGUCGCUACAAUGUAACGAACCGACGCUUCCGAUCUAUGCCUACGGUCCGGUCUUAACGGGUCUGCGGCUGCGGGACAUCCGAAAGAGGUUGGGCUACUUUUCAGCCAAAGAAACCUGUGGCGCACAGACGAUCGCUGCGCUGAUGACAACGGUGAGAGAGCACCCUCCGACCACCGCGUGGCGAAGAGUGCUGGCUCAACAGUCCAGUCACGACGAGCUGUGCCGUCAAGACGUAUCUCCGGCGAAGCACGGCGUCCUCUGCGUCGGCUCUGUGCCUUUCGUCCUCAACUAUAACCUGCGCUGUCGCUUGCAGGAUCCUAAAGUUGCCGUAGCGAAGAUCACAAGCGCAGUGCGGUGUCCCGAGGUCGAAGCGCUCACUCUACAACACCGCGACGGCGCGUACGAGGUGGCAUGCAAUUUGCUGGACAGUCGAAGCGUACCUCCAGAAACGGUGCUCGCGAUUGCCGCAGCGGCUGCCAACGACGUGGGGGCCGCAAUCACCGACGACUACUUCACUGGGCCAACCGAGACCGCUCUGUUGGAUGCGUGGCGCACUCAUGCGUGCGGCGAGGACUGUCCAUGCUAACUCAUUCAAAAGCAAGGCUCGAACGAGCCAUCGUCGUGACUCGUUUGUGCGGUGGAUGGGAUUCAUUUGACGCUGCUCCACACAUGCCAGCAAAGGAAGGCACGG
Molecule: messenger RNA, 1172 nt
Organism: Aphanomyces invadans
Lineage: Eukaryota; Oomycota; Saprolegniomycetes; Saprolegniales; Verrucalvaceae
Exons: 2
Coding region: 96-1067 (323 amino acids)
Molecular function (GO): folic acid binding; transferase activity
Source: RefSeq, a predicted model, not a curated record